This is a messenger RNA of Hirsutella rhossiliensis, 801 nucleotides long. RefSeq lists its product as uncharacterized. The transcript has a single exon. The coding region runs from base 1 to 801 and encodes 266 amino acids. The record is from RefSeq and is a predicted model, not a curated record. NCBI's taxonomy places the organism in Eukaryota, Fungi, Ascomycota, Sordariomycetes, Hypocreales, Ophiocordycipitaceae.
AUGGAGCGGAUGGGUUUCGUCCCCGGGCCUCAGGCCAAAGAACAAAUCUUCAACGCACAAGGCCAUUUGUUCUUCUCGAGGCAGACCGCCCUCGACUACGCCGAAGAGUUUAUUAAGAAAGCGCCCGACGGAUACACGGACGCGCAUAUCCGCACGCACUACCAGUCAAUGAAGGCCUGUUUAGGCGAGGGCGACCAGGUGGAUAUUUGGUUCGGCCUGCGUGAUCCAAAUCCGGCGAGGGGACAGCACCAGGACCCCUCUGGAGAGCUCGUAGGGCACACGUGGGCUCUGGUAAAGACUGCCGACGGAAACGAACGGCAGCUGUGGGAGGUUGGUCAGGAAACGCCCCCGAUGGGGGAGGCACACGCUGCUCGGGCCUUCAACGCCUAUCGAGAGGCCAUGGCUCGGCAUCUGAACAUGGAAGCGCCAGAGCCUGUGCAGAUCAACAAGCAUGCCGCCAAAACGCCCCGAGAUGUCAGCGGGAGACCUGUUAUCUCACGGGCGUUGGCUCCAUCUAACCUAUACUAUGCAUCGAGUCGCAUGUGGUACUUUGUUGACCUCGGCUUAGCGGGGGGUACGAACACGCCCAUUAUCCUUUCGCGGCCCAUGAGAUCCUUUGAUGCGCUGGUCCUGUCAGCGCUCAUGACGUUGGUGUUGAGUGCGCCGCCGCUGGUGUUUGGCAUCAGUACACGCAAGACAGACAGGGCCUCGUCAACCCUGCCGGCGGGCUACCUUAGAGCCAAGUACGAGGCAGAUGAGACGCUCCAAGGAGCUGAUGACAGACCGGUUCUCGUUCUCUGA